AACCUCCAUUGUUAUAGGCUACAAAGGUUUCUCAUUUCCUCUCGACCAAAGCGACGUCGGGGUGCAUCUCACCAACAUCAUGAAGUUCGAGAAGGAAACGAGGCACCUUUUUCAGGCGGCCGUACAAAGGAGGAGGAGAAUAAGAGCAAAGAUGACCAACUUGAUAGCAAGCGCUCAAAAAGAGGCUGCUGGCGGUGAAACCACAUCGGCUGUGAUGGACAACUUGAUGGGUUUGCUACGGAUCCAUGUCAAACGAGGCGUAAACCUCGCCGUUCGUGACGUCCGGAGCAGCGACCCUUACGUUGUUGUUAAGAUGGGAAACCAGAGACUCAAGACUCGUAUCGUAAAGAAAGAUGUAAAUCCUGAGUGGAAUGAUGAUUUAACUCUGUCUAUAACGGACCCAAAUAUUCCAAUCACACUGACGGUGUACGAUCAUGACACAUUUUCGAAGGACGAUAAAAUGGGGAAUUCAGAAUUUGAGGUGAGAUCAUAUAUAGAAGCCUUGAAAUUGCAUAAUUCCAGUUUGGAAGAAGUCCCAGAUGGAACGGUGCUGUCAAGACUGCCGCCGACCACCACCAAUUGCCUGGCCGAGGAGAGUGCGAUAUACUUGCACGAAGGGAAGGUGGUACAAGACCUUUUACUCAGAUUAAGAGACGUGGAGUGCGGUGAAGUUGAAAUUCAACUGGAGUGGAUUCACUUUCCUGGCUCUAAAACCUUUCUAAGUCAAUGAAACUUCUCUUUCAAAACUCGCACUUUCUGGCCACUUUGCUCCUUCAGAACUC
Molecule: messenger RNA, 782 nt
Organism: Hibiscus syriacus
Lineage: Eukaryota; Viridiplantae; Streptophyta; Magnoliopsida; Malvales; Malvaceae
Product: protein C2-DOMAIN ABA-RELATED 4-like
Exons: 4
Coding region: 80-730 (216 amino acids)
Source: RefSeq, a predicted model, not a curated record